UAUAUAUUGCUGACAUUGCUGUGUAUAUUCGAGCCGUCCACCCCACCUUCAGCUUAUUGUUGGUUGGUCCCAACGCUAAGUUUCGUACAGAGGGUAGUUUCGCACAGAGCGGCACAUCAAGAACAGGUGGGAGAGAUAAGACAUAAAAAUGUCCGGCGCUGUGGUACUGUUCCUGAUCUUUGUUCUCGGCACAGCUUCGGGAGAACGCUGUCGCGGCUACACCGACAUUUUUGGAGACUACCAUGCGGGCUUUAACUGCCCAACCUCUAGUGACUUCUCCUCGGAGACGUACUGCUGUGGCAUCUCCUCAAACCCGUACUGCUGCAGUUCCUGUCUGUUCUCCCAGUACACUAUCUCGUGUGACGACGACAUUUUGUAUCUCAGCACCGGAGCCAUCGUUGGCAUUGCCGUGGGCUGUAUCGCCUUCGUGGCCAUCAUCAUCACGGUGUGCUGCUGCUGCUGCUGUGCCUGCUGCGCCCCCUGCUGCUGCCGAUCUGACCCCGCAACGACGACCACUGUAAUCACUAACCAACCGGCAGCCGCCGUCACAGUGGCGCAGACCUCGUACCAGCCUUACCCACAGUAUCCCCCUCCCAGCGGCGAGAUGGCGCAGUACCCCCCUCCAGGACAACAGUACCCCCCUCCAGGACAAUACUACCCUCCUCAGGGCCAACAGGGUGGAUUGGCCUACCCGCCGCCCUACCCUGGACAGGGAGGCCAGCCCGUGAAGCAGUAAAAGAGCGCCCGAAUGAUUGGUGUUCUAAAUCGCUCGUUUCCCAUGCACCACGACUGUUGUUUUACCAAUCAGCUUUGUGAAGAGUUCCAUAAAACCAAUAUACAUGGCUAUUAAGUAGGGUGUAUAGCCGUUGAGAACUAAUAAUUUAAAAACGCUUCAAUUAGGAACUGUUGACGAUACAUUACAUUGCAUUGCAAUAAGAUACAACAAUGUAAUCAGUUGAAAUAAGUUGAAAUUUUAAAAAAAAUCAUUAAAAAUUACGUUAACGGUAUCUGCCACGAAUAUGAUUUCAUACUUUCAGUUCCCUCUGUCCGGGGUUGUUUUCUGUAAUAUGCGUGCAUGGAAAGGUCCAAAGCCGCAGUUGUGUGAGCGGUGAACGGGCUCUAUGUUUCUGCUAGCGUUCAUUUACGAAGUUGAAAACUGAAAUCCGUAACCGCGACCUAUAAAAUAAGGAUUUUUGAAAAGUGUAUGAAAUACGCAAACCAUGGAAUCAUUGAAAAGGUCUCUUGGUAGGAAGUUGUAAACUGAAAUCUUUUUUCAGAUUGCUUGCGUUUUUGGCGAGUUAUGAGUUUUUGAAGUUAAGCCCAUCCAGCAGUAAGCUAAAAUUAAGGUUAGUAAAAAGUGUUUUGAAAUAGGCUAACUUGGUAUCAUUCGAAAGGUUUCUUGGUACGUGCUUAUGCUGAGUCAACUUCUAUCAGUCUAUAAUGAAUUGAGCCACCUUAUUCUCUACCAAAUUGACAAGUCUUGCUGCACUGAUUCUCAGUAUGCUGCUCAAAAGCACCGACUUACAAAAUAUCAUUGCAGUUUUUGUUGCAUGAUACCAAUGUCCAAAUUGGAAUUAUAACCAUCAUGACAUGAAUGUAUGGACUGGAAUGACAUUUCUUCGGUAUGUCUGUUUGAAUGAAAGUUUCAUUCUUCAUUGUGUUAGGCCAGAAUCUGAAACUGGCCUCAACUACAUUGUAUUCUUAGCUGACUUUCACAUUCCCGAAAAGCGCGAAAUUUGGCAGUUGACAGUUCUUUUGUACGAUCAUAUAAGACUAUCUUGAAACGAAUAGGAUUCAGUUAGUCAACAAGAUACAUGUAAUGCACAUUCUAAUGCAUGAGGUGUACAAACAUAUAUUGCUAGUGUCAACAGAUAACACCCUCAUGUACAAAGUGUAUUACUCACUUAGUGAUGUGUUUGCAAUAAAUAAAAUAAACUUUG
This is a messenger RNA of Branchiostoma floridae (Florida lancelet), 1940 nucleotides long. Its product is annotated as protein shisa-4-like. The record is from RefSeq and is a predicted model, not a curated record. The transcript is spliced from 5 exons. NCBI's taxonomy places the organism in Eukaryota, Metazoa, Chordata, Leptocardii, Amphioxiformes, Branchiostomatidae. Bases 149 to 736 code for a protein of 195 amino acids.